Molecule: messenger RNA, 3114 nt
Organism: Closterium sp. Naga37s-1
Lineage: Eukaryota; Viridiplantae; Streptophyta; Zygnematophyceae; Desmidiales; Closteriaceae
Source: the annotation of a GenBank genome assembly
AUGGUCGCGGAGCCCAACCUGCAACCAUGUGCGGGCCUCUUGACAAACCACGAGGUGUUUGAGCUGCUCACAGACCGGGGGGCCAUGGGAGCAGUGGACGUGUCACAGGGCGGCAUGGGACCGGCAGCCAUAGAGUGCCAGGUCUACACCUAUCUCUGCACCGCCCCUGCCGCCACGCAGACGCGGGCGGCUGUAGCCGCGUGCGUGGAGCGGGCGGCGACGUUUGGACUGACGCGGCUGGAGAGGCUGCAGCUGGUGAAUCUGAGGCCGUCUCAACCUGUAGAAGCACACCUGGUAGCAUUCGUCCGUUCUUGUCCAUUGUUCCUUUUUAAUCGUCUUCGUUACUCGCCCAUCACGCCCCCAUCACGCCCCCAUCACUCCCCCAUCACUCCCCCAUCACUCCCCCAUCACUCCCCCAUCACUCCCCCAUCACGCCCCCAUCACUCCCCCAUCACUCCCCCAUCACUCCCCCAUCACGCCCCCAUCACUCCCCCAUCACUCCCCCAUCACUCCCCCAUCACGCCCCCAUCACUCCCCCGUCACUCCCCCAUCACUCCCCCAUCACGCCCCCAUCACUCCCCCGUCACUCCCCCAUCGCGCCCCCAUCACUCCCCCAUCACUCCCCCAUCACUCCCCCAUCACGCCCCCAUCACUCCCCCAUCACUCCCCCAUCACUCCCCCAUCACGCCCCCAUCACUCCCCCAUCACGCCCCCAUCACUCCCCCAUCACUCCCCCAUCACUCCCCCAUCACGCCCCCAUCACUCCCCCAUCACUCCCCCAUCACGCCCCCAUCACUCCCCCAUCACUCCCCCAUCACGCCCCCAUCACUCCCCCAUCACUCCCCCAUCACUCCCCCAUCACGCCCCCAUCACUCCCCCAUCACUCCCCCAUCACUCCCCCAUCACUCCCCCAUCACGCCCCCAUCACUCCCCCAUCACUCCCCCAUCACUCCCCCAUCACGCCCCCAUCACUCCCCCAUCACUCCCCCAUCACUCCCCCAUCACGCCCCCAUCACGCCCCCAUCACUCCCCAUCACUCCCCCAUCACUCCCCCAUCACUCCCCCAUCACUCCCCAUCACUCCCCAUCACUCCCCCAUCACUCCCCCAUCACUCCCCCAUCACUCCCCCAUCACUCCCCCAUCACUCCCCCAUCACUCCCCCAUCACUCCCCCAUCACUCCCCCAUCACUCCCCCAUCACUCCCCCAUCACUCCCCCAUCACUCCCCCCAUCACUCCCCCAUCACUCCCCCAUCACUCCCCCAUCACUCCCCCAUCACUCCCCCAUCACUCCCCCAUCACUCCCCCAUCACUCCCCCAUCACUCCCCCAUCACUCCCCCAUCACUCCCCCAUCACUCCCCCAUCACUCCCCCAUCACUCCCCCAUCACUCCCCCAUCACGCCCCCAUCACUCCCCCAUCACUCCCCCAUCACGCCCCCAUCACUCCCCCAUCACUCCCCCAUCACUCCCCCAUCACUCCCCCAUCACGCCCCCAUCACUCCCCCAUCACUCCCCCAUCACUCCCCCAUCACUCCCCCAUCACUCCCCCAUCACUCCCCCAUCACUCCCCCAUCACGCCCCCAUCACUCCCCCAUCACUCCCCCAUCACGCCCCCAUCACUCCCCCAUCACUCCCCCAUCACUCCCCCAUCACUCCCCCAUCACUCCCCCAUCACUCCCCCAUCACUCCCCCAUCACUCCCCCAUCACGCCCCCAUCACUCCCCCAUCACGCCCCCAUCACUCCCCCAUCACUCCCCCAUCACUCCCCCAUCACUCCCCCAUCACUCCCCCAUCACUCCCCCAUCACUCCCCCAUCACUCCCCCAUCACGCCCCCAUCACUCCCCCAUCACGCCCCCAUCACUCCCCCAUCACUCCCCCAUCACGCCCCCAUCACUCCCCCAUCACUCCCCCGUCACUCCCCCAUCACUCCCCCAUCACUCCUCCAUCACUCCCCCAUCACUCCCCCAUCACUCCCCCAUCACGCCCCCAUCACUCCCCCAUCACUCCCCCAUCACGCCCCCAUCACUCCCCCAUCACGCCCCCAUCACUCCCCCAUCACUCCCCCAUCACUCCCCCAUCACUCCCCCAUCACUCCCCCAUCACUCCCCCAUCACUCCCCCAUCACUCCCCCAUCACUCCCCCAUCACUCCCCCAUCACGCCCCCAUCACUCCCCCAUCACUCCCCCAUCACGCCCCCAUCACUCCCCCAUCACUCCCCCGUCACUCCCCCAUCACUCCCCCAUCACUCCCCCAUCACUCCCCCAUCACUCCCCCAUCACGCCCCCAUCACUCCCCCAUCACUCCCCCAUCACUCCCCCAUCACUCCCCCAUCACGCCCCCAUCACUCCCCCAUCACUCCCCCAUCACUCCCCCAUCACUCCCCCAUCACGCCCCCAUCACUCCCCCAUCACUCCCCCAUCACUCCCCCGUCACUCCCCCAUCACGCCCCCAUCACGCCCCCAUCACUCCCCCGUCACUCCCCCAUCACGCCCCCAUCACUCCCCCAUCACUCCCCCAUCACUCCCCCAUCACUCCCCCAUCACUCCCCCAUCACUCCCCCAUCACUCCCCCAUCACUCCCCCAUCACUCCCCCAUCACUCCCCCAUCACUCCCCCAUCACUCCCCCAUCACUCCCCCAUCACGCCCCCAUCACGCCCCCAUCACGCCCCAUCACUCCCCCAUCACUCCCCCAUCACUCCCCCAUCACUCCCCCAUCACUCCCCCAUCACGCCCCCAUCACUCCCCCAUCACUCCCCCAUCACUCCCCCAUCACUCCCCCAUCACUCCCCCAUCACUCCCCCAUCACGCCCCCAUCACUCCCCCAUCACUCCCCCAUCACUCCCCCAUCACUCCCCCAUCACGCCCCCAUCACUCCCCCAUCACUCCCCCAUCACUCCCCCAUCACUCCCCCAUCACGCCCCCAUCACUCCCCCAUCACUCCCCCAUCACUCCCCCAUCACGCCCCCAUCACUCCCCCAUCACUCCCCCAUCACUCCCCCAUCACUCCCCCAUCACGCCCCCAUCACUCCCCUCUGGCAGAUCAUAGUGGACUGUGAGAUGUGUCUCUCAGGUGAGAGGGUGGAGCAGCUACUGCAAGCUCUGAGGCGCCUCUAA